Molecule: messenger RNA, 2247 nt
Organism: Suillus clintonianus
Lineage: Eukaryota; Fungi; Basidiomycota; Agaricomycetes; Boletales; Suillaceae
Product: S-adenosyl-L-methionine-dependent methyltransferase
Exons: 10
Coding region: 69-1889 (606 amino acids)
Biological process (GO): polyamine biosynthetic process
Source: RefSeq, a predicted model, not a curated record
ACUGCCAGUAGUGAACCAGGGCUAGGCCUCCUGCCAAUGGCUGCCAUUCAAGCUUGCCGCACCAUUAAAUGUCCACCAAUUCUGAGUCGGCGACUUGGACGAGCGCGAGAAGUUCUCUUUCCAUACUUGCCGUGAGCCUGGGGCUUUCUUUGUUUACGACCGCCUACGAGAGUUCGGUCAUCCCGCUGUUUGCCCGUGUCCCAACUCUGAAAUACCUUGGUCACGUCGUGCAUACGAGCACAGCAUUCGCCCUCAUAACCCCAAAGCUAUCUAGUUCAAAAAUCCUCUUGAUUCUCGGCUGUCUGCUUCUCCUAGCACCCCACACCUCUUACUGGAUUGGUGUUCAUGCUGCUAGAUUCAAGGAUCCCAUUUACAGUCCUCUCGUCACCCAUGCCUUUGUAUUGGCUCCCGUUGUGUACUUCUCAGUGUCUUUGGCGAUGAAGGUUGAUCCUACUUUGGCCCUCAUAGUACUCGCUGCCAAUGCGCUACAGCUUCGUCCACUAUUAGCAUUGAUAUUCAGUGCAUUGUCACUAGACGCCUCGAACAAUGUCAUUUUCGCUGCAUUGGGAUGUGUAUGCCUUGCUGUGUAUGGUUGGAUUAAAAUCGAUGGAGGCAGACAUAGCGCCCAUCCGAGUGCCCAAAACACUCGAUCCACAGUGGCCUUGAGUGUGAUUCCCCUAGUCUUUGCUGCACUUUUGAGUCUCAAUCCAGCCCUUCGAUCCCCGACGCUCGUAGAUUCCAUUGUUGCACCAUACAGCAGCCCAACUUAUCCGCUCCGUAUCCUGAAUUCGACCCAGUCCAAGACUGGUGUGGUGGUGGUUGGCGAGAUUUUACCUCCGGCCGACGGGAGCUCGACCCCUCUUCACUCUAUCCGUUACCUUCGAGCAUCUCACUCGUUACUGGGAGGUGUAUGGAUUGGGGACGAAGUGGCUACACUCGACAGUUUCCCUCCGCUGACCGACCAAUAUGGUGCUCCUUUAGGAGAUUCGAUCUACAGCGCAUUUGUUCUUCAGGAGGCAGUGCGACUUGUCAAUAGCACUCCUCAGGGAAGGAAGGGAGAGUUCAAUCAUGCGCUCAUAAUAGGUCUUGGCACUGGGAUCUCCGCAAAUGCGUUUGCCCAACAUGGCAUAGCAACAACUAUUGUUGAAAUCGACCCUGCUGUGUACGAUGCCGCGCGCCAGUAUUUUGGCCUAUCGGAUCCUGGUCCCAAUAAUGUAUUCCUGCAGGAUGCGAGGGGGUGGGUUAGAAGUAGGAGAGCGAUGGUGGAAGCUGAAGACCCCUCCGCAAUCAAGUAUGAUGUUGUCGUCCAUGAUUGCUUCUCUGGAGGGGGAGUACCUGAGCAUCUCUUUUCCAUUGAGUUUUGGAAUGAUCUCAAGACCAUCUUAAGUCCAGAAGGUGUCAUUGCCGUGAACUUUGCUGGAAAACUCGCAUCCGACUCCUCGCAAGCUGUACUAGCCACUUUAUUGCGAGCCUUUGGGCAAUGCAGAGCCUUCCAUGACCAUGUUGAGCCCAUCUCCCAGGAACAGUUUCACUCCCAUUUCAUCAAUAUCGUCUUCUUUUGUUCACCAUCUCCAACACCACUCACAUUCCGACCCGCAGUCAAAGAGGACUAUCUCCAUUCAUAUCUCCGCCGUCACAUUUUAUCCAGUCUGGACAAACGGGAAAUUAGGCACACCCAAAUCGGAGACAACUCUAUCUGGUCCGCGGCCACAGAAGAGAAGUUCGUUCUGACUGAUGCGCACAACACACUGAACACAUGGCAGGAAGGAGAAGCAUUUGAACACUGGAAACUUAUGAGGGAGAUGGUGCCAGACGUGUCGCUCUGUCUCUUGAUGCUGGGGAACGGCUUCAAGUUCAACUUCAGAAAAUGUGGAGAACAAGCGCCAUGAGAGUCGGGAUCAAGAACGUUUCACAGCUUCUCAUGCAACCCUAUGCAACCGCCGAGGAUCGAAAAUGAUGCUGGAACCAGGUUAAUCAUGGCUGUGCACCGUGUGGGCUCCACUUGGGAAAUCGGAAGGAGUGUGGACAUGAUUGAUGUGCACUUGACCAUGCGGCAGCCACAAGCAGUGCAAGCAGCACAUUUAUAGUGGGCUGCGAGAAACACAGUCCGCAAAACGUGUACAACUUUCAGAGUAUUUAGCGCUCGUGUGUGUCGUGCCUCAGAUUCUUAUAGGCAGACCAUAACAGAAGGAAGACAGUCGUUCCUUCUAUAUCAUGGUUACGGUUGUCUUGUAAAGCGAUCGGCAU